GGGGCAGGGAGUUAGUUGCCGCCUCUGGGUAACUGGACGCAGGCGGCCAAACCUCCGGAGGCCGGGGGAGGCAAGCGGGCCGGUAGCAGAUCCCGGAUCCGGAAUUUCCCGGGAAGGACCGGAAUCAGGAUCGGCCCUGCCCCAAACUGGGUUUAGUGAGGAACUCGCGAACUUGGAUUAGGAAAUCCCGGAAUCCGGAUCAACAGACCCCAGAACCCGGAAUUUAGAUCGGAAAGUCCCGGAGCACGGAGCGCGGAGCGAACUCAGCGCGGAGCCCGGAGUCCGGAUCGAGACAACGCCGGACGGGACGGAGCGAUGUCGGGCCGUGGCGCGGGCGGGUUCCCGCUGCCCCCGCUGAGCCCUGGCGGCGGCGCGGUUGCCGCGGCCCUGGGAGCGCCGCCUCCUCCAGCAGGACCCGGCAUGCUGCCCGGACCGGCGCUCAGGGGGCCCGGGCCGGCUGGAGGCGUGGGGGGCCCCGGGGCCGCCGCCUUCCGCCCCAUGGGCCCCGCGGGCCCCGCGGCGCAGUACCAGAGGCCUGGCAUGUCACCAGGGAGCCGGAUGCCCAUGGCUGGCUUGCAGGUGGGACCCCCUGCCGGCUCCCCAUUUGGCACAGCUGCUCCACUUCGACCUGGCAUGCCACCCACCAUGAUGGACCCAUUCCGGAAACGCCUGCUUGUGCCCCAGGCCCAGCCCCCGAUGCCUGCCCAGCGCCGGGGGUUAAAGAGGAGGAAAAUGGCAGAUAAAGUUCUACCUCAGCGAAUUCGGGAGCUUGUCCCAGAGUCUCAGGCGUACAUGGAUCUCUUGGCUUUUGAGCGGAAGCUGGACCAGACCAUUGCUCGCAAGCGGAUGGAGAUCCAGGAGGCCAUCAAAAAGCCUCUGACGCAAAAACGAAAGCUGCGGAUCUAUAUUUCUAAUACAUUCAGUCCCAGCAAGGCGGAAGGUGAUAGUGCAGGAACCGCAGGGACCCCAGGGGGAACACCCGCAGGGGACAAGGUGGCUUCCUGGGAACUCCGAGUAGAGGGAAAACUGCUGGAUGAUCCUAGUAAACAGAAGCGGAAGUUUUCUUCCUUCUUUAAGAGCCUCGUCAUUGAGCUGGACAAGGAACUGUACGGGCCUGACAACCACCUGGUGGAGUGGCACCGGAUGCCCACCACCCAGGAGACGGAUGGCUUCCAGGUGAAACGGCCUGGAGACCUCAACGUCAAGUGCACCCUCCUGCUCAUGCUGGAUCAUCAGCCUCCCCAGUACAAGUUGGACCCCCGCCUGGCGAGGCUGCUGGGGGUGCACACACAGACAAGGGCUGCCAUCAUGCAGGCCCUGUGGCUCUACAUCAAACACAAUCAGCUGCAGGACGGCCACGAGCGCGAGUACAUCAACUGCAACCGGUACUUCCGCCAGAUCUUCAGUUGUGGCCGACUCCGUUUCUCUGAGAUUCCCAUGAAGUUGGCCGGGUUGUUGCAGCAUCCAGACCCCAUUGUCAUCAACCAUGUCAUUAGCGUGGACCCUAACGACCAGAAGAAGACAGCCUGUUACGACAUUGAUGUGGAGGUGGACGACCCGCUUAAGGCCCAGAUGAGCAAUUUUCUGGCCUCUACCACCAACCAGCAGGAGAUUGCCUCCCUUGAUGUCAAGAUCCAUGAGACCAUCGAGUCCAUCAACCAGCUGAAGACCCAGAGGGAUUUCAUGCUCAGUUUUAGCACUGACCCCCAGGACUUCAUCCAGGAAUGGCUCCGUUCCCAGCGCCGGGACCUCAAGAUCAUCACGGAUGUGAUUGGGAAUCCUGAGGAGGAGAGACGAGCUGCUUUCUACCACCAGCCCUGGGCCCAGGAAGCAGUGGGGAGGCACAUCUUUGCCAAGGUGCAGCAGCGAAGGCAGGAACUGGAACAGGUGCUGGGAAUCCGCCUGACCUAACUGCUCAGGGAUCCCUUCUUCUCCCCAGCCCUGAAGCCACAACCUUCUCAGCCUGGAAGGGGACCACCCUCUGGGGCACAGACACAUAGGAUAAGGAGGGGGUGAGGGUGUCUCCCGUCACCCUCUGCUUCCCAGCUUUAGUUUCAUAAGUGUAGUGAUAGGAUUCCUUGUUGCUUGAUCCCCAAAGCCUUAUUACUUACACAUUGGCUUUAAUUGGGUUCACAACAGAGGCCUCCUCUGCCCCCCGCAGGCAGGCCCGAGUAGGACCUGGAGGCUGUGCUUUGACAUUGUAACCGAGACCUUUCAGAACCAAAGGCCCCUGGCUUUGCUUGUUUACAGACCCCCUUGGGACAAGUGUCAGCGCUGGCUCUGGGGAGCUGGGCGAGGAAGAGGGGCACAGCUCACACUCUUCCUAGCCUUUCCAAACCAAAGUUCUUUGCCAUUCCUACCAGCCCAGUCUUGCUGCUGGUUUUUUUUCCUUUCCUUUGGGUAUUUGCACUAUUCGUGGAGCAGGUUUUUCUAGGCGGGAGCCACUUUUUUUGUACAGGGGUGAGCUGGGGUUUUUCAGGGAGCCCUCCUUGGUGUCUCCUUCCUUAUUUUCUUUCCUCAGUCUAUGCAAGCGGCUCUGGCCGCCAUCAUCUCCUGGGAUGCCAGAGGGCUACCACCACCAUCCCCCCCCCGAGGGAGAACACACUGGUCCUCUGGAGUGGCCUGAGGCACGAGUGUGGGUGCUCGGUGGUGGAGGGCAGGGGGAGGUGAAGGGAAGAGGUGGGGAGGACUGUUGUUGCCCUUUGGAGCUUGGUAAGGAGGGUGGGCCUAGGGCUUGGCAAGUGCCACUUCUGGCAGGUUUGGAAAUUUCCAAAUAAAUUUUUGUUUAUUGAUG
This is a messenger RNA of Hippopotamus amphibius kiboko, 2794 nucleotides long. RefSeq names its product SWI/SNF related, matrix associated, actin dependent regulator of chromatin, subfamily d, member 2 (gene SMARCD2). Gene Ontology annotation, cellular component: nucleus; SWI/SNF complex. The record is from RefSeq and is a predicted model, not a curated record. Lineage: Eukaryota; Metazoa; Chordata; Mammalia; Artiodactyla; Hippopotamidae. The coding region runs from base 316 to 1911 and encodes 531 amino acids. Gene Ontology annotation, biological process: regulation of transcription by RNA polymerase II. The transcript is spliced from 13 exons.